Brienomyrus brachyistius is the source of this 665-nucleotide messenger RNA. RefSeq lists its product as uncharacterized. Lineage: Eukaryota; Metazoa; Chordata; Actinopteri; Osteoglossiformes; Mormyridae. The record is from RefSeq and is a predicted model, not a curated record. Gene Ontology annotation, biological process: proton motive force-driven ATP synthesis; proton transmembrane transport. The transcript has 5 exons. Gene Ontology annotation, molecular function: proton transmembrane transporter activity. The coding region runs from base 153 to 566 and encodes 137 amino acids.
GAUGUCCCCAUCCAGAAGACUGGCCGGUUUACCCAGUUCUGUCUGCACUGUAGUCUUCCUCUACGGUAACCUUGCUGUAUGCCAUUCAUUUUUUGUUUCCUCUUCGUAUUUGGCACGGAUCGGCUGUAGGAAAAAUCUGACAGCAGCUAAAGAUGUAUACCUCCUUCAGACUCCUCGUUAACCCUGCUGCAGCGGUGAGAUAUAAGAUAAGGAACAGUUAUAGGUUGGCACCCCAACCCUUGUCGAUCUCCACACUGAGGGCAUCACAGAAUGCAGAACCUAAUUCCAGUAGAGGUCUCCAGCUUAAAAGGGACCUCCACUCCAGCAGCGCAUCCAGGGAUAUUGACACGGCUGCCAAGUUCAUUGGAGCAGGGGCUGCCACUGUAGGUGUGGCUGGUUCUGGGGCUGGUAUUGGAACUGUGUUUGGUAGCCUCAUAAUUGGAUAUGCCAGGAACCCGUCUCUGAAACAGCAGCUCUUUUCCUACGCGAUUUUGGGCUUUGCCUUGUCCGAGGCCAUGGGGCUUUUUUGUCUGAUGGUGGCUUUCCUCAUUCUCUUUGCCAUGUGAGCCAGCUCCGUUCCACCAAGUCCAGAAGCUACACCGGCAUGCGAUCUGAAAGAUCUUGCAUUGGUAUAUGAACAAAUAAAAUUUUUUAGUUACCUCUAA